AGUUUAGUACUCGAAGAGCAUUAAUUCUAUAUCGACGUCGCUAUAAUUGCGGUCAGAUAAGAAAUAUCUACAAAAAAAAACAAAAGCAAACAAACAAAAAUGUUUAAAUUAAUUGAGGUGAAACCACAACGAUAUCCGACAAAUUUAUUAAACAAAGAUUGGUCAAAACGUAUUAUACACCAUCGUGAAGAUCGUUUGGAUUUUCUGCAAAAAGUCCAUGAACUAGAGAUCUUCGAUGAUGAUGUUUGGCUGGUGACAUUACCGAAAUGUGGCACUACUUGGAUGCAGGAAUUAUUGUGGUUGGUCAUGAAUGAUUUCGAUUUUGAGACGGCUCUUAAGACUGAUUUGGAAUUUAGAUCACCAUUUAUGGAAUUUGAGUAUAUAGUCAAUGAAAAUCUAGAGACUGCCUUUAAACCUUUGGAACAAUUAUCCAGACCCCGACUGAUUAAAACUCAUUUAUGUUUACCCUUACUGCCAGCACAAAUUUGGGAUAAAAAACCUAAAGUAAUUUAUGUUGCCCGCAAUAUAAGAGAUGCCUAUGUAUCCGAAUAUUAUCAUACACGCAGUUUAGGCGUUUCCAUGGAUAAAACCAUUGAUGAAUACAUUAAUGCACAAAUGGUGGGACCCACUAUACAAGAACCAUUUUCAAAUCUAACUGAAUUCUAUUCGUUACGCAAUGAGUCAUGGUUGUAUUACACUAGUUUUGAACGUAUGAAACUUGAUUUGCGACAAGUCAUAAUGGAGGUCUGCAGCUUUCUAAACAAAACUAUAACGGAAGAGACUAUGGAGAGAAUGUUGAAACAUUUAUCGUUUGAAGAGAUGAAAAAUAAUCCAAAAACAAAUCAUAUUUGGGAAUUUCAACAAGUUAGAAAGAAGUUGGGUUUACCCUACGAACAUCAUAAUUUUGUGCGUAAAGGUCAAGUUAAUGGUUAUAAAGAAGAAUUAUCUGCUGAAAUGGUAGAUAAAUUGGAUAAAUGGGUUGUUGAGAAUUUGAACAAGUAUAACGUUACCAUGGAUGAACUGUUGCUGCUGAAAUGAUGUUUAAAUUAAUAAUGAAAUUUGAAAUUUUUUAUGUUUUCUAUUGAGAUUAUGUGUUCAUUAGCUUUUUCAUUAAUAAAUGAAAACAAGUAGGAAAGUAUAGUCGGGCAUGGCCGACCAUAUAAUACCCUACACCAUGAGUAUA
Lucilia cuprina (Australian sheep blowfly) is the source of this 1183-nucleotide messenger RNA. Its product is annotated as sulfotransferase 1E1-like. Gene Ontology annotation, molecular function: sulfotransferase activity. Gene Ontology annotation, cellular component: cytoplasm. Gene Ontology annotation, biological process: sulfation. The transcript is spliced from 4 exons. NCBI's taxonomy places the organism in Eukaryota, Metazoa, Arthropoda, Insecta, Diptera, Calliphoridae. The record is from RefSeq and is a predicted model, not a curated record. The coding region runs from base 100 to 1038 and encodes 312 amino acids.